UUUCCCACCGAGUGCACAAGUAGAUACAUCACAUAAUACUGCAACACGACACACUGGGAGUGUAACAGUGCAGACAGUACCUUGUUGUAAUGGGAGGAUUUUUCAUUUACAUGACCGAUGGAUAGGUCUUGGAGAGUCAUUGGACUCAGUUCCAGGAAACCUAGAAUUGGACCCAAGGACCUACAGCGAGGCACUUCAAGAUAAAGAUGCAGAUUCAUGGAAUGUUGCAAUGAAAGCUGAAAUGGGGUCAAUGGACUCUAAUCACAUAUGGGAUCAUAAUGUUAUCAUGUAUUCAAUAAUGUUAAACUUUCUCAAUGUUCAGAUGCCGCCACGUAGGGAACCCGAUCAUCCGGCUCCUACUCAGGCUACUGUAGUCGCACAGUUUCGCGACUAUCACGCUGAAACAUUCUCAGGGCAGGGAGAUCCCCGCAUUGUAGAUGAAUGGAUUCAGGGCUUGGAGUUUAUCUUUGAGGUCAUGGAAUGCCCCGAUAGAUAUCGCGUAAUCUGUGCUCAGCUUCAGCUCACUGGUGAUGCUAGGCUCUGGUGGAAUGCUUACUGGAGCAUGCGUCCCGGUGAAAAAGCGGGAUGUACGUGGGACAUGCUCAAGGAGCUAGUCCGCGAAAAGUACUACCCCUCCUAUUAUCGGGCAGAGAUGGAGCGUCAGUUCUUAGCGCUCCAGCAGGGCACUCAUACAGUUGAUGAGUACGAGAGAGAGUUCACUAGACUUGCAGCUUUCGUACCGGACCUGGUUGACACGGAGGCCCAGAGUGCACAGCGGUUCAUCGACGGGCUUUACCCAGCAGUCC
This is a messenger RNA of Striga hermonthica, 806 nucleotides long. Lineage: Eukaryota; Viridiplantae; Streptophyta; Magnoliopsida; Lamiales; Orobanchaceae. The record is from the annotation of a GenBank genome assembly.